UGCUGGGAUUACAGUUGUGAGCCACCACGCCCGACUGUGUUUUUGUAAUGUUUUUAAAAGAAUAAAUUAGGCCUGCUGCAGGGUGGAGAGGCGGGAUAGUGUGGGGCAGGAGGACCGACCCCUGGGGCCUGGGGUCUGUGACCACGUAGGAUGCAGUCCCAAGAGGGCCAGAAGAGCUGGGAAGUGGGGCAGGCAGGGCCGGGGGAGUGCCGCCCUCCUCCGGCCUGCAGCUGUCGGAGGAUCCACAGUGACGGCUCUGUUUACCGGUCGCCAUGGUCCCAGCGGGAGGGUGUGUUACCACCAGGCGGGGGCAUCAGGCAGACAGUGUUGACGGCCUUAAAGGACCCAGAGGCCAGCCAUUGUGGGAGGCCUCACCUGCCUGGAAGGACAGGCGCAUGGGCGCUUCCUCCCCCUCUACAAGGGCCUCACUGAUUCCACUCAAAGGGCAGGGGAGCUCCCCUCAGUCUCCCCAGGGAGCCAGCCAGGUCUGUCCCCUACAGCUGAUGUCAGGUCCAGAGGCCAUCCUAGAAUCACAGGUUUGUGGGAACCAAAGCUCUAGCUGCUAGGGGUUCCGUUCUCACUGGAGCCCACCCCAGAGGCUCCCCCACUCCCAGAGCAAGCGAUCAUUUCCCUCGGUCAGUGAAACCCAGGCCUAGGAGGCCUAGGAGCUUUGCAGGCAGCUGGGGCAGAGGACCCAGGGAAGACUAGGGGCCAAGGGGGCAGAGGGAACUGAGGGCAGAAGGGACAGAGCCACUGAAGAAAUGGCCGUGGGGCCCCUCAGGCCUCAUCUUCCUGACUGGCCACACACCUCCUUGUCCCCUAAUGGGGUCUGACCAGGGCAACUCGGAGGCCCUGGGAAGAGAGGUGCCCCCAUCAGGGCUGCAGUUCUCGAUGGGAGGAUGUGACUGGUCACAACAGCAGACUCAAAUGAGCACACGCCUGCAAUCCCAGCACUGUGGGAGGCUGAGGCGGCGGAUUGCCUGAGGUUGGGAGUUUGAGACCAGCCUGACCAACAUGAAGAAACCCUGCUUCUACUAAAAACAAAAGUAGCUUUCUCUGCUGCGAGCUUCCAAAAUGACAAAGAAAAGAAGGAACAACGGUCGUGCCAAAAAGGGCCGCGGCCAUGUUCAGCCUAUUCGCUACACAAACUGUGCCCGAUGCGCGUCCAAGGACAAGGCCAUUAAGAAAUUCGUCAUUCGAAACAUAGUGGGGGCCGCAGCAGUCAGGGACAUUUCUGAAGCGAGCGUCUUUGAUGCCUAUGCACUUCCCAAGCUCUAUGUGAAGCUACAUUACUGUGUGAGCUGUGCGGUUCACAGCAAAGUAGUCAGGAAUCGAUCUCGUGAAGCCCGCAAGGACUGAACACCCCCACCCCGAUUUAGACCUGCGGGUGCUGCCCCACGACCCCCACCAAAACCCAUGUAAGGAACUGAGUAAAAGAUUGAAGGCAACUAUUCCCUGGAGAAAAAUAAAAUGGAAAUUGUACUUGAAAAAAAAAAAAAAA
Molecule: messenger RNA, 1501 nt
Organism: Sapajus apella (tufted capuchin)
Lineage: Eukaryota; Metazoa; Chordata; Mammalia; Primates; Cebidae
Product: 40S ribosomal protein S26-like
Exons: 1
Coding region: 1075-1359 (94 amino acids)
Biological process (GO): translation
Cellular component (GO): cytosolic small ribosomal subunit; ribosome
Molecular function (GO): mRNA binding; structural constituent of ribosome
Source: RefSeq, a predicted model, not a curated record